AUGGCCGAAAUACAACGGAACAGAAAGUGCCUAGGGGCAGACUGUGAAAAUCAGGCUGGAGAUUUACAGUGCCCGACAUGUUUAAAGAUCGGCUUGAAAGACAGCUAUUUCUGCUCGCAGGAUUGCUUCAAAAGGAACUGGAGCCAGCAUAAAAUUCUACACAAAACCGUGCAAGCGACGAGGCUGCACAAUCCUUUCCCCACAUUCUCAUUCCCCCCCGGAAGUAUCCGACCCGUCUAUCCGCUGUCUGAGUGGCGCACCGUCCCCAAAUCGAUCAAACACCCUGACUGGGCCGAGACCGGCGUACCGAAGGGUGAACUGCGCUUAAGCAGGACGAAAAUUGACAUUCUAGAUGCCAAGGGGCAGGCGGCAAUGCGCAAGGUCUGCGCAUUGGCUCGAGAAGUACUCGACAUCACCGCUGCCGAGAUCAGGCCCGGCAUUACCACGGAUUACCUGGACGAGGUCUGUCACAAGGCUUGUGUGGAGCGGCAGUCAUAUCCUUCCCCAUUGAAUUACAACCACUUUCCGAAAUCUCUGUGUACUUCUCCAAACGAGGUGAUUUGCCACGGAAUACCCGACCAGCGAAUCCUUCUCGAUGGUGAUAUCCUCAAUCUCGACAUCUCCUUAUAUCACGGGGGCUAUCACGCUGAUCUCAACGAAACCUAUUAUGUGGGUGAUCGAGCCAAGGCAGACCCAGAUUCAGUCAGAGUAGUUGAAACGACACGGGAAUGCUUGGAUAAAGCAAUUGAGCUCGUAAAGCCCGGAACGCCCUUACGAGAGUUUGGCCGGGUCAUUGAGAAGCAUGCAAAGUCUAGGGGCUGUAGUGUCGUCGCAACCUGGGGUGGCCAUGGCAUCAACACCGAGUUCCAUCCCCCGCCGUGGAUACCACAUUAUGCCAAGAAUAAGAUCCCAGGAGUAUGCAAAGCCGGAAUGACUUUCACAAUUGAACCUAUACUUACACUGGGAACACCUCGGGGAGUUUAUUGGCCAGAUGACUGGACAAAUGUAACCGUUGAUGGCAAACGAACUGCUCAAUUUGAACACACCUUGCUUGUCACAGAAACAGGCGUCGAGGUCUUGACUGCGGCGAACGAAAACUCACCAGGAGGCCCAAUACCCAUGCCAACUACUACCAAUGUGACAGAAGAAACUAACGGCGCAUCCAAUACAUAG
Molecule: messenger RNA, 1173 nt
Organism: Talaromyces proteolyticus
Lineage: Eukaryota; Fungi; Ascomycota; Eurotiomycetes; Eurotiales; Trichocomaceae
Product: methionine aminopeptidase 1
Exons: 4
Coding region: 1-1173 (390 amino acids)
Biological process (GO): proteolysis
Molecular function (GO): metalloaminopeptidase activity
Source: RefSeq, a predicted model, not a curated record